AUGCCGUCCACCGUGAGGCUCGUGCAGCUCUCCGCCGGCGUGCUCCUCUCGCAUACGCUCGUCACCAUCCUCGAGGAAUUCCUCUUUGCCGACGAGCGUUUUCUCCGCGACGCCGGCACCUCCUUCCUCACGCUGGUGAUGUACGUCCUGACGCUGGCGACCUACUUUCCGGCCGUGCAUCGCACUGGCGAGCUGUACUCGGUGGGUCGGCCAAAGGCGGCUCUGCUGGGCAGCCCUCGCGGCCGCCGGCCGCAGCCGGGGAGCUUCGCGCUCGGCAUCCUGCUCGCGGUGUCAGUGGUCAACGUGGGCUCUUCAACGCUCACCAAGGCGGCGCUCGCCUACAUCGACGUGCCCACGCAGACGGUGCUCAAGUCGGCCAAGCUGCUGCCGGUGAUGCUCGGCUCGGUUGUGAUUGUUCGCCGCCGCUUCACGCCGGCAGAGUGGCUCGCCGCCUCGAUGCUGGUGUCGGGCAUCGUGCUCUUCACGACCGCCAACCGUGGUCAGACCGAGGCGGGGCAGCCUCCGCCAGCCCCGCGCCGCGGACGGGGCGAGUCUGCCGACGAGUUCGACAAGACGUCGCUCGGCGCGUCGUGCAUCGUCGUGGCGCUGCUGUGCGACGCGCUCCUCGGCAACAUGCAGCAGCGCGUGCUGCAGGGCGGCACGAGCGUCGAGAUGCUCGUCUUUUGCCAGGCCGGCUUUGGCACCCUCGCCAUGGGGCUGGUGGCCGGCGCGAGCGACAAGCUGGGGCCGGGCGUAGCGAUGAUGCGGGCCGACCACCGCGUCGCCGGCGCCAUCCUGCUCUGGGCGGUCGCCAUCACCGUCGGCGUCACGCUGGUGAUGCGGCUCGUCGGCGAGUUCUCCGCGGUGACCGCCGUCGCGGUCACCACGGUCCGGAAGGCGGCCACCCUCGCCGCCUCCUACAUCCUCUUCCCGAAGCCGCUCGGCUGGGGGCACGUGGGCGGCGCGGCGCUAGUUUUCGGCUCCGCGUUUGUGAAGCACGCGCUCGGGAGGAGGAAGGCGUGA
This is a messenger RNA of Emiliania huxleyi CCMP1516, 1023 nucleotides long. RefSeq lists its product as hypothetical. Gene Ontology annotation, biological process: transmembrane transport. Gene Ontology annotation, cellular component: Golgi membrane; endoplasmic reticulum membrane. NCBI's taxonomy places the organism in Eukaryota, Haptophyta, Isochrysidales, Noelaerhabdaceae. Gene Ontology annotation, molecular function: transmembrane transporter activity. The coding region runs from base 1 to 1023 and encodes 340 amino acids. The transcript is spliced from 2 exons. The record is from RefSeq and is a predicted model, not a curated record.